Ichthyophthirius multifiliis is the source of this 1458-nucleotide messenger RNA. RefSeq names its product protein kinase domain protein. The record is from RefSeq and is a predicted model, not a curated record. Lineage: Eukaryota; Ciliophora; Oligohymenophorea; Hymenostomatida. The transcript is spliced from 3 exons. Gene Ontology annotation, molecular function: protein serine/threonine kinase activity; ATP binding. Gene Ontology annotation, biological process: protein phosphorylation.
AUGUAUUGUUAAAUAGAAUUUCAAUAAAUUUUUACAUAUUUUUUAUAAAACUAAAACAUUUUUAAUUAAUUAUAAAAGAAUUAUAAUAUAUUUAAAUCUAUAUAUAUCAAUAUUUAUAAAAAUAAAACAUAUAUCUUUAAUUUUUGUUAAAAAUAGAAUUAAAAUUAAUAAAUAUAUAUUAUAUUUCAAACAAAAAAUAAUAAAAAAAAUAUAAAAUAUAUAAGAAAUUAUUUAGUAAAAAAUAAAAAAUAAUUUUUUGGUUUUUAAUUUAUUUAAUUAAAAUAAAAACUAAAAUAAAAUUAAAAAUAUAAUAAAAUAAAUGGAUCUUCAACAAUACGACUAAAUAGAAAAGAAUAUUAUAACGACGUCUCAUAUGAAGACUAAGUAAAUUUGUUUAAAAAUCCUCCAAAAUAAAACAAUCGAAUGUCUAUUGACUAAUUUAACUUAAUAAAAGUUUUAGGUAAAGGAUCUUACGCAAAAGUAGUUCUUGUAAAAAAGAAGGAUGAUGGGAAAAUAUUUGCUAUAAAAAUGCUUAAGAAAUCAUACAUUGAAUUAAAAAAGUAAGUUGAUCAUAUAAAAACUGAACGAAAUAUACUAGUAUCUGCAGAUCACCCUUUUAUAAUUAAACUAUAUUAUUCAUUUUAAAAUGAAAGAAAAUUAUUUUUUGUUUUAGAUUAUUGUCCAGGAGGCGAAUUAUUUAAUUUAUUAUGCAAAAACAGACGUUUAGAUGAAUAUUCCGUAAAAUUUUAUUCUGCUUAAAUUGUAUUAGCACUAGAAUAUUUACAUACUAAAAAUAUUAUAUACAGAGAUUUAAAACCUGAAAAUGUACUAAUAGAUAAAGAUGGGUAUUUAAAAGUAGCUGAUUUUGGACUUUCUAAAAGAAAUGUAACAGAACAAAAUGCAACAUCUGUUUGUGGAACUCCAGAAUAUUUGGCCCCAGAAGUAUUAUUAAAAAAAGGACAUGGAAAACCUGUUGAUUGGUGGACUUUAGGUUGUUUGGUUUAUGAAUUAAUUACAGGUUUACCCCCUUUCUAUAAAGAAGAUAGAAGAUAACUUUUUGAUUAAAUUAAAAUUAAAGUUAUCCUGAACCUAAACCUGAUAUUAAAAUAAGUCUUGAAUUAAAAGACUUAAUAUUUUAACUUUUAUAAAAAGAACCUGAAAAUAGAUUAGGUUCUAAAGGAGCUUAAUAAAUCAAAAAUCAUCCUUUUUCUAAAAAGUCAUUUGGGAAAAUCUAAUUAACAAAAAAAUUAAAGCGCCUUUUGUACCUAAAAUUAAACAUGAACUUGAUAUAUCUAAUUUUGAUCAAGAAUUCACAUAACUUGAUACUUAGUCUCUUAAUUAAGAUUUGAACUCUUUAGAACCAACUAAUGCUAAAUAUGAAGAAUUCUCUUAUUAAGAUGAUUAAAUGAUGAAAUGAAAUUAAUAUUUUUUUAUUUAUUUUUUGAUUGGUUUAAAAAU